This is a messenger RNA of Oxyura jamaicensis (ruddy duck), 2399 nucleotides long. RefSeq names its product cytochrome P450 2J2-like. The record is from RefSeq and is a predicted model, not a curated record. Bases 486 to 1961 code for a protein of 491 amino acids. NCBI's taxonomy places the organism in Eukaryota, Metazoa, Chordata, Aves, Anseriformes, Anatidae. Gene Ontology annotation, molecular function: oxidoreductase activity, acting on paired donors, with incorporation or reduction of molecular oxygen, reduced flavin or flavoprotein as one donor, and incorporation of one atom of oxygen; iron ion binding; heme binding. Gene Ontology annotation, cellular component: intracellular membrane-bounded organelle; cytoplasm. Gene Ontology annotation, biological process: xenobiotic metabolic process. The transcript has 10 exons.
UGCGGUGUGUGUGUGGUCAGACACCCGCAUGGCACCGGGCCUGGCCUCAUUAGCAAAAGCAGGGGGAAGGGAAGUCUGUGGGCUGGGAGCAGGGCCAGCGUCACCGCCGGGGCAGGACACCACCAUUCCUAGAAGCCGCUUCAGAGUCCAGCCGUGUUUACGUCCUGCCCUCAUCGCCCCGCGGAGACGAACCCGCACCCCGUGAGUCAGAGAGCUUGUCAAGGGUUUGGCGCAAUCUUAUCUCGCACAUCCCAGCUGAACCCAGCGCGCUCUGGAGCUGUGCGUACCUCAAGAGGCAGUCGCCGCGAGCGAGGACAGCGAGAGGUGCUUGGACAGGGGCCGGGACUGUCACGGCCUCACGAAACCUGAGGGAGCAGGAGUCCGAAGGCCAGGCCAGCUCCAGCCUCACCGCACGACUCUGCGUGCCCCCUGCUGUACCCGCACGCUUUUCCUGCCCUGCUGCGUGCCGAGCCUCACUGUCACCCAUGCUGCACCUCCUCUGGGAUGGCAUCUCCUUCCAGGUGCUCUUCAUCUUCCUCUUCGUCUUCCUGCUCGUUGCCGACUACAUGAAGCGGAGAAAGCCCAAGGAUUUCCCCCCAAGCCCCUUUUCCUUCCCCUUCGUGGGAAACAUGCAAUUUCUGAUGAUCAGAGACCCUCAAGCCGUGAUGCAGAAGAUUAUCGACAAAUAUGGGAACAUCUUCAGCACAGAAAUUGGCAGACAAAGGUCUGUGGUUGUAAACGGGUUUCAGCUGGUCAAGGAAGUCCUUGUAAACCAGGGAGACAACUUCUUGGAUCGCCCUGAAGUGCCUAUCGACGCAGAGAUCUUCAGCAGCUUGGGGCUGAUCUCCUCCAACGGGCAUCUGUGGAAGCAGCAGAGGAGGUUCACCCUGACCACCUUCCGAAAUUUUGGCCUGGGGAAGAGGAGCCUGGAGGAGCGGAUACAGGAGGAGUGCAGAUUCCUCACCGACGUGUUCAGGGAGGAGCAGGGGAAUCCCUUCAACCCUCACUUUAAAAUCAAUAAUGCUGUUUCAAACGUCAUCUGCUCCAUCAUCUUCGGCAAUCGGUUUGAGUACCACGAUGAGAAAUUCCAAAAAUUGCUGCAGCUGAUGGAAGACACCGUUAGACUCCACGGGACCUUUAUGAGCCAGCUGUACAACUUUUUCCCCACAAUAGUAAAGUACCUGCCUGGAUCCCACCAAAACAUUUUUAGGAACUGGAAGCUGAUGAAAAGUUUUGUGAUUGAGAAGAUCAACCAACACAAGGAGGACUGGAACCCCUCAGAGAGCCGGGACUUCAUCGACAGCUACCUGGAAGAGAUGGCCAAGCCCAACGGCAGCAACUUGCGUGAGGAAAAUCUGGUGGCGUGCACACUUGACCUGCUGUUUGCCGGGACUGAGACCACCUCCACUACUAUCCGCUGGGCUCUACUCUAUAUGGCCAUGUAUCCCGAAAUUCAAGCCCGCGUGCAGGCCGAGAUCGAUGCAGUCAUCGGGCAGUUGCGGCAGCCAGCCGUGGAGGACAAGAACAAGAUGCCCUACACCAACGCUGUCAUCCACGAAGUGCAGAGGAAAAGCAACAUCAUCCCUUUCAACGUGCCCAGACUGACAGUGAAGGACACGUUCGUGGCCGGCUUCUGUGUGCCCAAGGGCACUGUUAUGAUCCCAAAUUUAACCUCUGUGAUGUUUGACAAGGAGGAGUGGGAAACCCCAAACACUUUUAACCCUGAGCAUUUCCUGAAGGAUGGUCAGUUCCAGAAGAGGGAGGCUUUUAUACCAUUUUCCUUAGGGAAGCGUGCCUGCCUGGGCGAGCUGCUGGCGCGCACCGAGCUCUUCCUCUUCUUCACAACGCUGCUCCAGAAAUUCACCAUCCAGGCUCCGCCGGACACCACCCUCACCCUCCAGUACAAGUUGGGCAUAACGCUGGCACCCCACCCCUACAAGAUCUGCGCUGUGCCGCGGUAGGGAAGCCAUGGCCACUGUUCUUGUAGAGAGAACAUCUUGGCUGCGAGGUACCAACCUCCUGCCUGCAGGGAGAGGCUUUUUUUUUUCUUUUAAAGCAAUUGCAAAAUCAUUUAUUUUUACAAACAGACCUUGCACUCUGUAUCAGAUCAGUUAGUACAGGAUCUGCCAGGGCACCUUUGGGGCUUGCAGCACAGCAGUGCAAUGAACGAGGGACUAAGGGAUUUCUUCAUUUUAUGAUGGAUAGCCAGAGUUCACCUUGGCAAGAAAAGUAGCAAUACUUUAGAGAAUGCUAUGUUCUCACUGUUAGUCCUUGUUUUACAACAUUAAUACAGGCAGCAACUGGUAACGUGUUUUGCUUUAUCUUUGGCAAAUAAUUUGUAAAUAAACAAACAAAAAUUAACAUCUCUCUUGUGCAUCAGUAAAUCCUUCCUGAAGCAU